Molecule: messenger RNA, 3320 nt
Organism: Scleropages formosus (Asian bonytongue)
Lineage: Eukaryota; Metazoa; Chordata; Actinopteri; Osteoglossiformes; Osteoglossidae
Product: BRD4-interacting chromatin-remodeling complex-associated protein-like
Exons: 12
Coding region: 103-2835 (910 amino acids)
Biological process (GO): positive regulation of DNA-templated transcription
Cellular component (GO): SWI/SNF complex
Source: RefSeq, a predicted model, not a curated record
GUGCAGCCGCCGCCGUGUGCAGGAGCGGCGCUGCCCCGCCGGCCCCUGGCGUCAUGGCGAGGAAACCCCGUUGACAAGGCACUGCUUUUUCAUGACGUUGUCAUGGAUGAUGAAGAUGAUCGGCGUCUUCUAGAUAUUAUAGGAGAUGUGCAAGCACUGAAUGAUUAUCUUCAUGGCUCCAGCAACAAAUCGAUCAAUGAAGAUGAUGUGACAAAUGCAACCUUUGGUUCUGCCAGCUUUUUUACCAGCAACACUGAUGACCCCAUCUCCAUUUUGAAUGAUGGCACUAACCAUUUGGGUGAUAUGGAAGGGGCAGUGCUCCAGCUUCCCAGUAGCCUCCAGUUCAUUGAGGAAGAGCUGGGUGGAGCUUCGCCCUCGGGGAUGGAGCUGGGAGAGGAACAGCCAUUUGAUAUCCUCCAAAAGUCUCUGCAGGAAGCAGAUAUUACAGAGCAGACCCUGGCUCAGGAGGCGCUACUAGAAGCUACACCAUCGUCUCUGUCUUUUCCCCCGCAGCUAGUCUCUGGUGGUACUGAGGUGUCCCAGUUGCCUGUGCUGCAGACCCAGGGCUGUGCACAGUUCCCUGGAGUUCAGAACCAAGGUUUUAUUCGGCAGAUCCCACCCCCUCCUCUGCAGAAUGGCUCCUCUGGACACAUCCAGCUGCUGGGAUCCUUCAAUGGUCCCACCCCCAUGAUGACCAUAAACAGCAUAGAGAGACCUCAGAUCCUACUUCGGCCAGGGGAAGCUGCUUCGCCUGGUCUGGGAGGAGGUGUGCUUAUGCAGAGACCAACAUGUACAUCUGGGGCAACACAGGCUUCUAUGUUCAACCCCACUGCAGGGGGACAAAUGUCCAUGCCUUUCAAGGGCUCCAGAACACCCAUCCCCCUGCAGAACAUCAUCAUUCAGAGAGGCACUUCCCCACAGAUGUUUGUCAAACCCAUCCAGCCCAAGCCCCUUCAGGUGGGGGGGCAGGCUGUAUACAACAUCAGUAGCCUAAGUCUGCAGCCACAAAGUGUAACCCCAACCAACUCUGGCCAGGCCCCCCAGCAGAUGACUGUUAAUGUUGUGAAUCAGACUGGCCUUCACAAGAUAGCCUCUGGCCCCCAAGUACCCAAUCACUCUAACAGCAUCAUGAUCCACUCAGCCUUAGGAGAGCAGCAGCAGCAGAUGAACAUGCUUUCAGGGCAGUACCUGUGUCCUUCCUCACUCAAUAUUACUCCUGGUACAACCACACACGGUGUCCAGACACUAAAUGGGCAAGUGUUGCAAGCACAGGUCCAAGGCACCGCUGACCAGACCUUUGUCACUCGUUCUGCCACUAGCACCUAUUCUGGGGCUUUCCUGACCAAUCAGGGGACAGCUGUGCAAUUGAUUGCUGGACAGAACUUUGCCACAGCAGGACACUUGGUUGUAAACCAGGGAAUUAUGAGUGGUCAGAUUGGACAGACCUCUCCUUCUGCGGUUCAGGUGUCCCAGUCUGCUGCAAAACCCCCGCCUACUUUUGUCACCAGCACCCCUCUUGGUCCCAACCCUGUUCCGGAUGCACAGAUCCAGGCUCGCUACACAGUGGUCAACUCCGUGGACUCCAGCCACAUUGGUUACACAGCACAAUUACAAGGAGCCAAAGGAGGUGGGGCUGCAGGCCUCCAGAACCUCCAACAGAGACAGCACAUCGCAGCAGCCCGACAGCCAGAUACUUCGCACCUGGGAGCUCAAGGGCUGCUCCAGCUCCAGCUCCAACCUGAGACACAGUUGUCUCUGCAGAGUCAGGAUUCAAAGACUUUUUCAUCUACCGCUAAUGUACAGGAUGGGCUGAGGCAACCACAGCUGGCAAACCUGCUUGGCAACAAGGUUUUAAAAGCAACACAAGCCCUAGAAACAGUUGUGUAUCAACCUGACCAGGUGCCAUCUGUCCUCUCUGCAAACAAACAGCUCACCACACUAAAGAGACCUGCUCCUCAACAACUGACUAAAGGAGGCAUGAUCCUCCAACAGCUCCGGCGAGAUCAGGCCAGGGCCCUGGUGUCAGAUCGGUCUCCCUUCUCCUCUUUUGGGGAUGCAGUCCAAAGGCUGUUGCCCUACCACGUGUUUCAGGGGGUUUUGCCUUCUAGCAAUGACCUCAGGAAAGUCGAUGUGGAGUUCGAGGAGGUAGCCUCGCAGGUCUUGAAGCGGACCCAGUCCAUGCUGAACAAAUACCAGCGCCUGCUGUUGGUUGAGGCUGAACGACCUUGUUUGUCAUCGGAAAUAGUGAUGAUUGACAGGACGUUCAACCAGGAAGAGCGGCGCUGUUUGACACAGGAAAAGCGGCUGGCACUUGUAGAUCCAGAGGGUUACCUGGAGGACUUCUGUUGUCCGCCAAAGCCAAGGCAGACAGUCUGGAGACAGGAGCAGCUUGGGGGUCCUGCUGAGACAACUCAUACAGCCAGCAGUACUCACCUCUCAGAGGAUCACCCAGAUGUUUCCAGAGGAGAAUGUGGUCAUGAUGAUGCAUCAUGUAAGGGAAGUGGUGAAGAUAGGGUGGCAAAGAUCCAUUUGGACCCUUCCAGCAGGACCGAUCCACAACUUGGCUGCAAGGACCCUAACAGUGAAGCAGGGGUGUCCAUCAACACCCACUUGGAGACUGCCAUCAAGAGCAUUCUGGACCCAAAAAAGACCCAGAGGUGCUCACUGAGUGUUGUCGUCAACAGGAACAGUGACGGCAGCCCGCACCCGACACAGACCCCGCAUCUGAAUGCCCAGAGCCUGCUGAAGCCUCAUGCUGCAGAGCCCAAACAUGAGGCAGUGGCUGACACAGACUCUGUUCUGGAGGCAGCUGUCAAUAGCAUUUUAGAGUGUUAGUUGGUGCCAUGAUUUUUAUUUUAUUUUAUUUUUUUUUUUUUAAAAAAAAAAAAAAAAAAAAAAACUCUCUUCCCCAGUACUUGUCAUUCAUUAUUUAUCUAUCCUUCACAUAACUGUUGUCAGCUCUCUGCCUGAUGGUGUCUGUAGGUGGGUCUUGCCUUCCUCUUGUUGCUGUUUAACAAUUUGUUGCCUGAAUUGUAUAACAUGACACCUCAUCCAGGACUUUGUGUGCACAACUGUUGAGUGUCCAGCCAUUUUUGUGUUGGUGUCGUCAGGUGCCAACACACGCCACCCUUCCAGUGGCUGAAAAAGGUGGUAAUCCGUCUCUUUUUGAUUCUGUCUGUUUAGUCCUAUCUGACAAAAAGCCUGCCUAACACUGAAGUGAACCACACCCAGGAGAAUUCUGGCUAAAAUGUCAUUUUCAGUAAUACUUCUUGUAUUGUUGAUGUUAGUACUUUUCACUUUUGUGAGUUGUUAGUUUUUUU